AUGAGUUCCUCAGUUAUUAAUGAUAGUACUAGCAGUAUUAAUAAAUUAUUAUAUGAUCAUUCUUUAGAAACUUAUACAAUCCAUUCUACUGAUGAUGUGAUGAUAAAUAAUCAGCGAGUUAGUAAGCCAGAUACUUGGAUAAACAAUGAAUGGGAGAAAUCAUCAGUGUUAUCAAAUACCUUUGGUGAUCUUAAUAAACAUCAUAAAUUAUAUUCAGAAAAGAAAGAUGUUGGUGAUAGUUUACUGCGAAGAGAAAAUGAAUUUACUAUGAUAAGUAAAUUAGUUAACCAUGAAAAUGACGAAGACGUAGACGAUGAAGAAGAAGAAGAAGAUGAUGAUGAUGAUGAGGAGGAGGAGGAGGAGGAGGAAGAUGGUGGGGAAGAAGAUAGAGAUGUGGAGAAAGAUCAACAACGGCCAUUUAUUAUAAAUAAUUCUAAAGUAUCCAGCUUUGCAAUGAACACUAAUAACUCACGAAUUCCAACUCCCUUAAGUAAUAAUGAUCCUAAUAAUAAAAUUCAUAUUCCUGAUCACUUGUUUAUCGGAUCUACAGAUAACAAACGUCAUUAUGGGUUGUUUAGUAAAGAAACUAAUAACAUUAACUCUAGUUCAUUAUCAAUGUCAUUAUCAUCACCAUCAUCAUUAAUUCCACCUAUGAUGAAUUGUUGUAAACAAGAAGAAAAAAGUGUCGUGUGUGAAUCAGAAGAGAAAAAUGAAGAGGAGAUACAAAAUUCAAUAAACACAACAAAUAUACCAUCAUCCCUUUUUCAGUCUACUGUUGAUUCAUCAUGGAAUAAAUCAAUGACAAAUUUUGGAUCUUGGUUAGGUGAACAAAUAUCUCCUUCACUUUAUCAACAAUAUCAUAAUGACAUUAGUAUGAUUACUUAUAAUAAAAAUCAUCAAAAUAGUCAUGAACAACAAAAUUCCCAUCUUUCAUAUUAUCACCAUAAUCAUAAAGAAUCUAUUGAACAAUUAUUCACAAAUUUUAAAUGUACACCAGAGUCACAAUUACACAAUGAUCAUGAUUCAAUAAGAAUUUCAUCUGAAAUACCAUUAAAUUCAUUCCGUCAAUUGACUAAUGAUUUGUUACCUAACUCAAUUGAAUUAGAAAGUAAACAACAUCCAUUUAUUUCUAGUAUACAUUAUCAAAAUAAUCAUUCUAAUAUUAGUGAUGAUAAUCUUAUGAAUAUUUACUGUAUGAACAAUUUAUAUUCUUCAACAUAUACAGAUUUUAUGUCAACACACAAUAAUAAUAAUAAUAAUAAUAAUAAUAAUGGUAGUCAUAAUAAUAAAGAUCAAACCAACUAUCCAGAUACAUUUCAAAUCUUCAAUUCAUUCGAUUCUUCAUUAACUAAUAGAAAUGUUAAGAAUUUCGAUUUGAUAAAUGAUGUUUUUACUAAGAAUUUAAUUGACACAACAACAACAACAAAUAAUGAUAAUAAAAUGGAUCUAUUAUUUACAACAAAUUCCAUAUCACAUUGUUCAUUAUCAACUACAAUAACAAUGGCUAUAGGAAAUACAAUACCAUCAAUAAUGUCAACAACUAAAACAACAAAUUCUAUUAAACAAGAUAUUCCUGAUUUGACAGCUGCAGCAGCGGCUGCUGUCGCUUAUCAUGGUUUAGAUCCAGCUACAACUGUUCAAAUGUUAAGAAUGUCUUCAUUAGCUAAUAAAUUAAGAAAUAAAACAAAAAUUUUAACAGAUGGUCGAGAAUGUGUUAACUGUGGAGCUACUCAAACACCAUUAUGGCGUAGAGAUGAAGCUGGACAUUAUUUAUGCAAUGCAUGUGGAUUAUAUCAUAAAAUGAAUGGAACGAAUCGACCGCUGAUAAAACCAAAACGUCGUAUGUCCGCAAACCGUAAACUUGGUACAUUCUGUGCUAAUUGUCGAACAUCACAUACAACAUUAUGGAGACGUAAUCAACAAGGCGAUUCAGUAUGCAACGCAUGUGGACUUUACUACAAAUUACAUCAUAUAAAUCGACCAUUAUCUAUGAAAAAAGAAGUGAUUCAAACAAGAAAUCGAAAAUUAACUCAAGCUAAAAAACGGAAAGAUUUAGAACAUUUCACUAAAUUAUUCACAUCCAAUAAUACAAAAUAUAUUACAAAAGAAUUACAAGCAAAUAGUACAAAUUCAAAAAUGACACAAUGGUUUAAAAUCAAUCAAAUGGAAUCAACAAUACCGAAACGAACACUUUCUAAUGUAUUUCAUAAAGAGAAUUUACUACUGAAUGGUAAUAGUAAUAAUAACAAUAAUAAACCAUCUAAUAGACAUUUGAACUAUCCAAUUACAAAUUUUUAUUCAUGUUCAAAAUUCUAUCAAAAAAAUAAAUUAGAUAAAAAUUAUUAUACUUAUUUAACUGAUUCUACAAAUGAACACAUUGAAAAUAAUCAUCAACAAUUGAAUGCUGCAGCAGUAGCAGCCGCUGCAAUUGCAGCCAGUUAUAUUAAUGUUUCAACUCAUUCAACAAGUUCAAAUUCAAUAUUAUCAAAGAAUUCAACAGAAUCUACAUCAUCACCAUCUUUAACAACAACUGUUUCAUCACCAUCAUCAUUAUCACUAAACAGUUCUUAUGUAUUUAAUACGAAAACAACAGACAAAAUAAUAAGAGAACAAAUAAAAAUCCCUAUAAAUUCAGCAGUUUUACAAUCAUCUAAAUCUAAUGAAAAUGAAAUGAUCAGUCAUAAUUCACAAUCUAAUUUUAAUCUUAAUAUAAAUUCGUUUGAAAAUAACACUUCAUUAAUUUCAACUCCAUGGAAUUCUUUUAUAUCUAAAAACAUCUAAACUAGAUCUUUUAUUCUUUUCAGAGAAAAAAAGAUAAACAUUUUAAAAUAUGAAAAUGUAAUUUAAUCGUUGAACUCAUGAGUCGAUUGAAGCUAGACCACUACUGAAAACCUGAAAGCACUGAAAAG
This is a messenger RNA of Schistosoma curassoni, 2909 nucleotides long. The record is from the annotation of a GenBank genome assembly. NCBI's taxonomy places the organism in Eukaryota, Metazoa, Platyhelminthes, Trematoda, Strigeidida, Schistosomatidae.